AGCUCAAGGUUGUCAUUCUCCAAGACAUGGUGAUUUUGGUGGUGGGGAAAUGUAAAAGGGGAAUGUAACAGUCCUACCUGUCUCUUUCUCUCCUUUUUUUGUUUGUUUUGUUUUUGUUUUUGUUUUUUUUGCGGUACGCAGGCCUCUCACUGUUGUGGCCUCUCCCGUUGCGGAGCGCAGGCUCCGGACGCGCAGGCUCAGCGGCCAUGGCUCACGGGCCCAGCCGCCCCGCGGCAUGUGGGAUCCUCCCAGACCAGGGCACGAACCCGUGUCCCCUGCAUCAGCAGGCGGACUCUCAACCACUGUGCCACCAGGGAAGCCCUCUUUCUCUCCUUUUUAUUUCAUUCUUUCUUUCUUUUUUUUAAAGUUGUGUAUGAGUGCCCUACAGUUGGGUUUCUGCAUGUUGUUCUUUAUCAAACAAAAAUAUACAUAAUGCAACCCACUGGUCAGGUAUUUGCCAGAUUGUUUAACCAUGGAUAAACAUACACAUACACAGUUUUUUCCUAAGAAAUGUCAGUAAUAUUUUCCACGGUUGUGGAUUUUUCUGAGUCACUCUAGUAGAGUGUAAAUUUUCAGAUUUCAAACCAAGCCAGUAGAAGAAAGUAAAAAUUAAAUAAAAGAGGAAGAAAAAAAAUAAAGAAAUACCACACAUACGACUUUCCUGGGACCUCUGAAGGAAGAAUACUAUCCUUGGAUGUGAUGGAAUUUUUUUUUUAAUAAAAAAAAAAAAGGAAACAAAAAGUUGCCACACUUGUUGAAUUCAACUAAGAAUUGUUUCUUAUAAACAAGGCGAUGUCCAAUUUUUAACAAUUCCUAAUCAGAUACAAGGAGGGGGAAAAUGCCAUUUAGCAGUUUCUUAGACUGGGCUUUUGCUAUGCAUACAAAGUGUGGCUAGCAUCUUAUCACAGAAAAUAGAACCCAUACCAGGCCUUCUCCUCACAUUUGUAAAGAUCAAGGCUGAGGGAAUUUGUGGCAUUGGCUUUGACCCCCAAGAUGGAGCCCUAACAGUUUGCCUGAAGUGUUUCAGAGCCUGAGCCCACCCCUCCUUUUGGAACAAGCUUCAGAUCUGUCAGCUUCCUGAUAGUGGAGAAACGCAGCAGAACAAAACCUAUGCAUAGGUCUCUGUGCAGGAUGAUUUGCCAUAUUUUUCUUUUGUUCUAAGUGAAGUAAAAUGAACAUUCAAUGUCUGCAGUCAGCUCAUCAUCUCUCUUUGCUGAUGGAGCUCUUGUUUAUGGAGAAGUUGGCCUUCUCUGUUAAUAUCUCCUCUCCCCAGGAACUCUCUGGGAGAGCUCCUGCCUCUCUCUACCUUGCAUUUCACACCACAGCCAGGGCACGAAUCCUGCUGAUUCAUCUAUUUUUGCCCUUUGUCAUGUAUGGAAAGAAAGGAAGGAUGAAUGGAUGGUCUUUGAUUGGCGCCGCUGGUGACGCCCCUCCUGGUCCUCUUUGGAGGGACCCUUUUGGAAAAAAAGCUGGUGAGGCAGCACGCAGAGGCUUCCCCUGGCUAAGCUUGGCCCUGGCCCAUGGGCCACCAGAACAGGAGCCAGAGGAAGAGCUAUCCAUGGAGGACAGCCCCACUGUGGUUAAACUGGACCAGGGUGGAAAUCAGGGUCCACCAGUUCGCAAGAGAAGAUGCCUCCCCAAGGCACUUGGCUACAUAACUGGUGAUAUGAAAGAAUUUGCCAACUGGCUUAAAGACAAACCCCAGGCACUCCAGUUCGUCGACUGGGUCCUUCGGGGCAUAUCCCAAGUGGUGUUUGUCAGCAACCCCAUCAGCGGAAUCCUGAUUCUGGUGGGACUCCUGGUCCAGAACCCCUGGUGGGCGCUCAGUGGCUGUGUGGCAACUGUGGUCUCCACCCUGACAGCCCUGUUACUCGGUCAGGACAGGUCCGCCAUUGCAGCAGGGCUCCAGGGCUACAAUGCCACCCUGGUGGGAAUCCUCAUGGCUGUCUUUUCAGACAAGGGAAACUAUUUCUGGUGGCUAUUAUUCCCUGUAUCUGCUAUGUCCAUGACUUGUCCAGUUUUCUCAAGUGCGUUGAACUCCGUGUUCUGCAAAUGGGACCUCCCUGUCUUCACUCUGCCCUUCAACAUGGCGUUGUCAAUGUACCUUUCUGCCACGGGACAUUACAAUCCAUUUUUCCCAAGCAAGUUGUUCACACCUGUAACCUCAGUUCCCAAUGUCACCUGGUCUGACCUUAGUGCCCUGCAGUUACUGAAGUCCCUGCCUGUGGGUGUUGGUCAGAUAUAUGGCUGUGAUAAUCCGUGGACAGGGGGCAUCUUCCUAGGCGCCAUCUUCCUCUCCUCCCCACUCAUGUGCCUACAUGCUGCGAUCGGGUCGUUGCUGGGGAUGGCAGCAGGACUCAGUCUUUCAGCUCCAUUUGAGAACAUCUACGUUGGACUCUGGGGUUUCAACAGCUCUCUAACCUGCAUUGCAAUUGGAGGAAUGUUCAUGGCGCUCACCUGGCAAACCCACCUCCUGGCUCUUGCCUGCGCCCUGUUCACUGCCUACGUUGGAGCCAGCAUGUCCAACCUGAUGGCUGUGGUCGGAUUGCCAUCUUGUACCUGGCCCUUCUGUUUGGCGACACUACUGUUCCUCCUGCUGACCACGAAAAACCCCAACAUCUAUAAGAUGCCCCUCAGUAAAGUCACUUAUCCUGAAGAAAACCGCAUCUUCUACCUACAAGCCAAGAAAAGGCUGGUUGAAAGCCCUUUGUGAAUGCAACCCCCAUCCACAGCCAUGGUCACAAGUCAUUUCUGACUAACUACCCCAGUUGACUUCGAGGGUCUCAAAACUGUUGUUUUUACUACUAACAAAUUUCAUACUAAGCCAUCGGUGAUCUGUUCUUUUUCCCAUUUUGUAUUUUUCUUUCAGACUCCAAAACAUGCCCAAACAAGUGACAAGACACAUCAAGGUGAUGUGCUCUGGCUAUGGAAUUUAAACCCCAGUGGGGCAUUGGCACUGAGACUGUACUGUAUUUACAAAGUCAGAAUGGUCCACCAGAAAGAGGAAGGAAGACCAAAGCUAAUUAUUGAUAUUUAUUGAUAUUCUUGGUGCUUGGUUGCACAUGAUGUUAACAGUAUUAAAAAAUUAAUCUCUAUAAACCAACUAAGCCUUAAGUGAAUGGAAUUCAGAGUCACAAAAUCAAAGUCAACCCAGAAUUCUCAGAUAAGCCAUCUGGCUUAUUUAAAAUCAAUGCAAGUUACACAUUACAGCAGUGGUCAACGUCGCAGGGCCCAUCACUGAGCUCUUUCCCCAGCUCCUCAGCAGAACUGCCUCCAUGCUGUCCCAUGUGUGUGACAUUCUCUUACAGGAGACGGUCGGUUUGUUUCAGGCUGGCAGAGUUGCAGGAGGGAGAAUGGGAUCCCGUCCUUCAAAAUUAUUCUGUAUUGUCACUUUUCUUGGAUAUUGCAAAGGAUUUUUUAAGUAGUUUAUUAUCUUUUUUUUAGGAGGAUAGAUUUGUUUUCAAUGAGGUAAAAUAAGAGAAGUUCCUGGCUUUACCAGUUCCUAGGUAUUAAAAAGAAAAAGUUACAUUUUUCUAAAAUACUCAGCAUAGCUAUUUUUACUUUAAUCUACCUAAACUGAUUUUGUAAAUGCCACAAAAGCAGAGAAUCGAAUACCAAAUCAUCAACAUCCAAGGGCCCUUUAAAGUCACAUUUUCAAUUCAUUUAAGGAUGUUAUAUAUUAUAAAGACUGAAGGUUAAUGCCAGAUUGCUUCUGGGUGUUUAGAAGUUGUUUAAUUCUUACUUUAAAAAAAAUCACUAUUUUCUGCACGCUUACAAUAUUCUCACUCAGAAACCAAUGGUAUUUGAACCA
Molecule: messenger RNA, 3811 nt
Organism: Orcinus orca (killer whale)
Lineage: Eukaryota; Metazoa; Chordata; Mammalia; Artiodactyla; Delphinidae
Gene: SLC14A1
Product: solute carrier family 14 member 1 (Kidd blood group)
Exons: 9
Coding region: 1172-2713 (513 amino acids)
Biological process (GO): urea transmembrane transport
Cellular component (GO): membrane
Molecular function (GO): urea transmembrane transporter activity
Source: RefSeq, a predicted model, not a curated record